Messenger RNA from Dimorphilus gyrociliatus, 2622 nucleotides. The record is from the annotation of a GenBank genome assembly. Lineage: Eukaryota; Metazoa; Annelida; Polychaeta; Dinophilidae.
AGGUUGUAAACAAACGCGUCCAUGGCAACCAAAAAGACUACGAAAAAAAGUGGGAAAAAGGGUAUUGAAAGUUCCCCAACAAUAGAUAAUUCAACACCCGAGGAAAAUUCUUUAAAAGUUGAGAGUAUAGUAGAAGAAACUACAGAUAAGGAAGAAGAUAAUAAAGAAACUCCUGAAGAAGCAAAGGCAGUAGAGCUGGAAGAAGAGUAUGAAAUCCCUGUUUUAGCUCAGAUUAUUGUAGAAAAUUACGAAGGGGAUAUAGAAAAAGGCUUCUUUCAUGGAAACGGUGAAGCUAGUUUCGAAGGCGGAUGCCAUUAUAAGGGCCAAUUUGUUAAAGGCGAAAUGCAUGGAGAAGGCAUUUAUACUUGGCCCGAUGGAUUGGUUUACGAAGGUAAUUUUGAGCGCAAUAGAAUAAAUGGAAAGGGUAAAUAUUAUUGGUUGGAUGGAACUGUUUACGAGGGGGAAGUUGAAAAUGGUGUUAGACAAGGAUAUGGUACUCAAGUCAUUAAAGGAGGGAAAAAAUACGAAGGGGAGUGGAAGUUAGGUAAAAGAUGUGGAAGAGGGAAAAUGGACUAUGAUGAAGAGGGAACGAGUUAUUAUAGUGGAGACUGGGUUGACAACAUAAGACAAGGCUGGGGCAUGAGAAGAUAUCCGUCAGGAUCAAUUUAUGUUGGAUGUUGGUGGAGGAACCGUCGGCAUGGGCAUGGAAAAAUGAGAUGGAAAAAUGAAUAUUAUGUUGGAGAGUUUAAGGAUGGUAUUCAACACGGACGUGGGCAACACGUUUGGCUAUCUAAAGGAAAGUCUGAUAGCUCUCAGUACCCGCUUCGAAAUAUAUACGAUGGUGAAUGGAAAAUGGGUGAAAGAGAAGGAUAUGGAGUUUUCUUUUACGCUAAUGGAGCACGCUACGAGGGUCAAUGGAAAAGAAAUGCAAAAGAGGGAAAAGGAAAAUUUAUCUUCAAGAAUGGUAGAGUUUACGAGGGAGAAUUUCACAAAGAUCAUAUUGUAGAUUAUCCUGAUUUCACUAUGGAUCACGCAACUACCCCUGAUUUGACUAACAUAAGAACGCGAACUCCUCUACCAAGUGAGGCUGCAAUGUCCGUCCAAUCCAAUGAGAGUAGAAAUACAUUAGGACCAAGCUUUCAAUUAGAUAUACCAAUAGAAGCUCAAGAUGAUGCAGAUCAGGUCAAGAACAUCGUUAUUAGAUAUAUUACGGAAUUAAGAAAGAUAUAUUCAUUUUAUAGCUGUUUGGGUAUUGAUCAUGAAAAAGAUCCGGAAGAAGUUUAUGUCAUGGAUAAAUUACAAUUUUGGCGUUUCUUGAAAGACAUUAAGCUACACCUCCGACAGUCUUUAUUCGACCUUGAUCUAAUUCUUGGUACAAGGCAUGAUCCUGAUCAGCCCGUUUUAUUCAGAGAUUUUCUUCAAUAUAUUGUUAACCUUUCCGCUCAUAUAUAUGGCAGUAAUAAUUUAGCCGCAUCUGUAAAGAGAUUAAUUGGUGAAAAUAUCCUUAAGUAUGCUUGUACAGUUGGUGGUCUUAUUUUUUCUGAUCCAAGGAGAACUCCACAUAUUACAUCUUAUCGGAGAGAUGCCUAUGCUAUAUUUCUAGCACUUGGAGGAGAGUCUUUAACAGCUCGACAGUUCCUCAUAUUGUUAAAAACUCUUAAUUUAUUAUCAAAGGAACUAACGGCAAAAAAUGUUAUUGAUGUCUUGGCUAGUGAUGAUGAUCUUAUUCGCCCUGAAGAAAAUGCUCUAAACCUUGAAAGGAAAAUCGUUUUCUUAGAGUUUUUAGAGGCUCUCGUUGGGUGUGCCCAAGUGUUUGUCACACCGGACUUAGCUCAGAGUGCUGUAAGGGCCUCAUUGACACCUUCGCCUCCACCAUCUAUGACACUUCAGGAACCACAAGACGCAGAAAUCAUUGAAGUAAAGAGUGCUGUAAGUCUUACAGAAAGGAAAUCUUCAUCUAAAGCUUUUAUUAAAGAAGAUUCGAAAGCUAGUAUUAAUGUAGCAAAAACACCAGGUUAGCGUUUUUCCUCAGCAAUAAAUCAUUGCUCUUUAAAAAGUCAUAAAAGAGAAUAAUUGCGUAAUAUUUUUUAUUAUCUAAAAUAUAGAAUUAGAUUAUGAUAAAGCGCCUGCGUCGGCGACUGAAGAGGGUAGAAGCUUAGCUGAAGAAGAGUUUAUCGAAGAAGUUGGCGAAGAGGAAGAAGAGGAGAAAGACUGGGAAAAAGAAGCUGAAGACGAAAUGGACGAAUCAACAAGGCAGUAUCAUUUAUGGACUCACCAAAUUCACGUCUUCUUUAAACUAAACUUUUUUCCUUCUGCUGAAAAGGAAAUUAUAUUAGCAAAAGCCAUAGAAUGCAGAUUAAAAUAUGAGAAGAAGCACCAGAGGUGUUUAGAGAGGAUAAGAAAAGAAAAAGAUGACACAGAUUGGCCGGAUGCGCAGAGGAGUAUCGAAGAUGAAGACAGGUCAAGGGCAGCAACAGCUAGUCAAGGACAAUUGUCCAGCGCCAAUAUAAGUACUGUGGCUUAACAAAAAAGACUGAUAAAGCGUAGUAAUAUUUAAAAAGGAAUAAAUAAAAUACUUUAUAUGAAAUUUUUAAUAGAAUAAAAAUAUUGAAAAAAAUAAAA